Miscanthus lutarioriparius is the source of this 798-nucleotide messenger RNA. Lineage: Eukaryota; Viridiplantae; Streptophyta; Magnoliopsida; Poales; Poaceae. The record is from the annotation of a GenBank genome assembly.
AUGAACGCGAGGGUGUUGGGCAACGACGGCGGGGAGACGGUGGUGCUGGCGCACGGGUACGGCGGCACCCGGUUCGUCUGGGACGACGUCGUCCCGGCGCUGGCGGCGAGGUUCCGCGUCGUCGUCUUCGACUGGAGCUUCUCCGGCGCUGCCGCCGCUGGCGGUGGUGGCGAGCGGUACUGCUCCUCGUACUACGCGCUCGCGGACGAGCUCGUGGCGCUCAUGGACGAGCUGGGGGUGCGCCGGGCGGCGUUCGUCGGGCACUCCAUGGCCGGCAUGAUUGGUUGCAUUGCGUCCGUCGCGCGCCGGGACCUGUUCAGCCACCUCGUGCUCGUCGGAGCGUCGCCAAGGUACAUCAACGAGGAUGGCUACGAGGGCGGGUUCGAGCGCGGGGACGUGGACGCGAUGCUCGCCGCCGUCGACGCGGACUUCGCGGCGUGGGCGCCGCGCUUCGCCGAGGCCGUCGUCGGGGCGGACCACCCGGCCGCCGUCGCCAUGUUCGCCAAGCAGCUCGGGGAGAUGCGCCCGGACGCCGCGCUCGGCGUCCUGCGCGCCGUGCUCACAUCCGACUUCCGAGGCGUGCUCCCAGACGUCGUGGCGCGCUGCACCAUCGUGCACUGCACCCACGACGCCGUGGCGCCGCUCGCCGUCGCGCGGUACAUGCAGCGCGCCGUGGCAGGGUGCGGCGGCGGCAGCGGGGCGGACACGGUGGUGAUCGAGUCCUCCGGCCACUUCCCUCAGCUCACCGCGCCUAAGGAGUUCGUCAGGGUUCUAGAGGCCAUCCUGCUCGACAACUGA